This is a messenger RNA of Heterostelium album PN500, 2274 nucleotides long. RefSeq names its product Na+/H+ antiporter. NCBI's taxonomy places the organism in Eukaryota, Evosea, Eumycetozoa, Acytosteliales, Acytosteliaceae. Gene Ontology annotation, biological process: proton transmembrane transport. The record is from RefSeq and is a predicted model, not a curated record. Gene Ontology annotation, molecular function: antiporter activity. The coding region runs from base 1 to 2274 and encodes 757 amino acids. Gene Ontology annotation, cellular component: membrane. The transcript is spliced from 2 exons.
AUGGCAGCUGGUGCAUCAAGUAUCGUUAAUGGAUUGAAUCCAGUAAACGAUCCACUCGCUUUAUUUAUUAUUCAAUUAUUAUUAAUUGUAAUCAUAUCAAGAUUACUUGGAUAUAUCUUAUCAUAUAUUUAUCAACCACCUGUUAUUUCCGAAGUUAUUACAGGUAUUAUUUUAGGUCCAUCAGUUUUAGGUUGGUCCGAUGCAUUUGAAAAAAAUGUUUUCAGUCCUGGAUCAGUAGCCAUUCUCAAUGUCAUUGCCAAUGUUGGUUUGAUUUUGUUUAUGUUUAUGAUUGGUUUGGAAGUGGAUGCCAAGCUUUUGAAAAACAAUGUAAAGAUGUCUGUCAUCAUUUCAUUCUCCUCGAUUAUUUUGCCAUUUGCCAUGGGUAUUGGUCUUGCGGCUGUCCUCUGGAAUGUCUUGGUUGAGGAUACCACUAUUUCCUUUGCAUUGUUUGCUGUUUUUGUCGGUGUUGCCAUCUCUAUUACUGCUUUCCCAGUGCUCGCCCGUAUUCUCACUGAGCGUGGUCUCAUGAGUACCAAGGUCGGUUCAACCUCGUUGGCUGCUGCCUCUGUAGACGAUGUCAUUGCCUGGAUUCUCCUUGCCUUUGUCGUAUCGUUUGCCAAGAAUAUCGGUACUGGAAACGAUGGAGUUGCAUUCAAGUAUGCCGCUCUCUGGACAUUCUUAUUGUUGAUCGGUUUCCUUGUACUCAUGUUCACUGUUGUACGUAUUGGUCUCAAUUGGACCUACCAACGUUUAGUCCGUACCGAGGCUCACAAGCACAACUAUAUCGUAUUCUUAUUAAUGUUCAUGUUCAUCUCUGCCUUUUACACAGAGGUCAUUGGUGUCCAUGCUAUUUUCGGUGCUUUCGUAGUCGGUGUCAUGACUCCACGUACCAAUGGUCUUCAUUUGACCAUCGUCGAGCGUAUCCAAGAUAUUGUCACCAUUAUCUUGCUCCCAUUGUACUUUACCAACUCUGGUCUCAAGACUCAGUUGUCAUCGAUCAACUCUGGUGCUGCUGGAGGUUGCACAAUUUUGAUUAUCGUAGUUGCCUGUGUCGGAAAGAUUGGUGGUGCCACUCUUGCUGCCAGAUACUGUAAAAACUCAUGGCGUGAGUCAAUCACCGUUGGUUUCUUGAUGAACACCAAGGGUCUUGUCGAGUUGAUCGUACUCAACAUUGGUUUGGAAAUCAAAGUGUUGGACAGCCAAAUGUUUACCAUGUUUGUAGUGAUGGCUUUGGUCACCACCUUUAUGACCACUCCGUUUGUCCACUUGUUCUACAUUAACCACAUCGAGAAAAAGUCACGUCAACCAAUGAUUCCACGUGCCACCGGUAAAUUCGACAUCCUCUUGUAUCCAUCACAAAUUCUCUCGGCCAGUUCUUUGGUUAUGGUUGCCGGUUCAAUCAUUUCAGCCACCUCUGGUAACAAGAAGUACAAGGUUCGUUCCAUCUAUGCUGUCGAGGCAUCUGGUGAUCGUCCAUCUACCAUCUUUGGUAACAACGUGAACAACCUUCCACAAAACAAGCGUGAGCUCUAUGAAGUCAUCAAUCGAGAAUCGACAUUGGCCAGUUUGACCGUCAAGCCAUUGAUUAUCAACUCCACCGCCGAUAUCUCUAACGAUAUUUGUACAGUUGCCAGACGUCAAUGGCCAGAUUUGGUUUUGAUGAGUGUCGGAAACAACAAUGAACAUAUCUCUGGUGAUAAUGUUGGUGUUGACUCUUUGCUCUACGGUAGAACCAUUCAAAAGGUUCUCCAAAAUGUAAAGUCUGCCGUCGGUAUUGUCGUUGACAAGGGUAUCGAUAAGUUCAACAAGAGUCACACCAUCUUGGUCAUGUACACCGGUGAGGAUUACGAAAGCGAUGCAAUCACAUUGGUCAUGAAGAUGGCCAGAAGAAAGAACUACACCGUCCACGUUGUAACCAACAAGGUCGAUAAAGUACGUCAAUUGGUUUCAUCAAACGAUAAGUUGGAUGUCGGUAGAUUUGUAUUCAUCGAGAAUUCAAGCCCAUACCAAGAGGUAUUACAACGUUCAAGAAACGAAGACCACGAUUACUGGAUGGUUGUUGCCGGUCUUCCAAGAGAAGAGGUUACCAUUCCAGAGAAACUCAUGCAAACUUCCAUAUAUACUUUAUUCUUUGUGCAUCCAUCCAACACUUUAUUAGACUCCCACACCUCACUCCAAAAGAGUUCAUCAACUCUCCAUUUACCAGAUGCCAAUCAUUAUAACGAAACAAAAGAUACCAUCGAAUUAAAUUCAUAUGAACAUGGUGCUAUUUAA